GCGGGGCGUUUGAAGGAGCCGCUGCCGCCGCCAGGAGGAUGCCGAAUUUCUGCGCCGCCCCGAACUGCACCCGCAAGAGCACCCAGAGCGACUUGGCCUUUUUCCGCUUCCCGCGAGACCCCACCCGAGUCCAACCAUUCGUUCAUCUUAGUACUGUCUGCUCCGACUGGCAGCGGCUUCUCCAGGGUGUCAGACAAGUGGUUUCCCAAGCCCUUCCUGCAGGCGCCAGGGAUUGAACCUGGAAGCUGCAUGCAAAACACGCGCUCUACCACUGAGCUCCAGAUGCCAGCGGUGGGUUGAGAACUGCCGGAGAGCUGAUUUGGAAGACAAGACCCCAGACCAGCUGAACAAGCACUACAGACUGUGUGCAAAACACUUUGAGACCUCCAUGAUAUGUAGAAGUAGUCCCUACAGAACAGUCUUGAGAGACAAUGCCGUGCCAACGAUAUUCGACCUCACAAGCCAUUUGAACAAUCCCCACAGCAGGCACAGAAAAAGAAUCAAAGAGCUGAGUGAAGAAGAAAUAAGAACCCUAAAGCAGCAAAAGGUUGAUGAAACUUGUGAGCAGGAGAAGAUGAACCAAGAGUCCAUUGACAACGACAUCCAGAACCCGGCUUCUGAGGAAGGAGGAGACGAGCCCGUAGAAGACGAUGUCCCUUUAACCCAAGAAGAGCGGGAAAACAAGGAUUACCUUAAGUCUUUAUUUGAAAUCUUAAUCCUGAUGGGGAAACAGAACAUUCCUCUGGACGGCCACAACGCCGAUGCACUUCCCGAAGGCAUUUUCACCCCAGACAAUUUCCAGGCGCUCCUGGAAUUCAGAAUCAAUGCUGGAGAUGAAGUUCUGAGAAAGCGUUUCGAGACAACGGCAGUGAAUUUGGCUUAUUGCUCUAAAGCCCAGCAGAAGCAAAUGCUGGAGAUCUGCGAGAGCUGCGUGCGAGAAGAGACACUCAGGGAAGCCAGAGAUUCCCACUUCUUCUCCAUUGUCACAGACGAAGUGGUGGAUCUGGCUGGUGAGGAACACUUGCCGGUGCUGGUGAGAUUUGUGGACGAUUCUCAUAACCUGAGGGAAGAAUUCAUUGGAUUUUUGCCAUAUGAGGCAGAUCCCGAGAUUUUAGCAGUUAAGUUCCAUACAACUAUUACCGAAAAAUGGGGCUUAAACAUGGAGUACUGCCGAGGCCAAGCCUAUAUCGUCUCCAGUGGGUUUGCUUCGAAAAUGAAGACCGUGGCUACGAGAAUCCUUGAGAAAUAUCCACAGGCAGUAUAUACACUGUCGUCCUCUUGUGCCUUGAACAUUUGGCUAGCCAAGUCGAUUCCAGUCCUGGGCAUUUCCAUUGCACUUGGAACAAUAGAAGAAAUCUGCUUGUUCUUUCACCAGUCUCCCCAAUUACUAGCUGAGUUAGACAAUGUGAUCUCUCUUCUCUUUCAGAACAGCGAGGAAAGGGGGAAUGAGCUGAAAGAGAUUGUCCGUUCCCAGUGGACGGGCCGGCAUGAUACCUUUGAGAUGGUUGUUGACCUCUUGCAGGCCUUUGUGUUAUGCUUGGAUAGCAUCAACGAUGCUGCCAUCAGGUGGAACAGCGUUGUUUCUGGACGGGCAUACAUACUUUCCAAUGCACUAGCUGAUUUUGACUUUGUAGUCACAGUGGUGAUUGUCAAAAACAUCCUCUCCUUCACAAGGGCCUUUGGGAAGAACCUCCAGGGUCAAACCUCUGAUGUCUUCUUUGCAGCCAGCAGUUUAACAGCAGUGUUGCAUUCCCUGAAUGAGGUGAUGGAGAACAUUGAAGUUUAUCAUGAAUUCUGGUUUGAGGAAGCCACAAACCUGGCCACAAAGUUAGACCUACCAAUUAAACUCCCCGGGAAAUUUUGCCGAGCACAGCAAGGGAGUUUAGACUCUGCAAUCACUCCUGAGAACUACUACAAAGAAGCACUUAGCAUUCCAACCAUGGAGCACAUAAUUCAGGAGUUGAAAGACAUCUUCUCAGAACAGCACCUGAAAGCACUCAAAUGUUUGUCCUUGGUGCCCUCAGUGAUGGGGCAGCUCAAAUUCAACACGUCAGAGGAACAUCAUGCCGACAUGUACAAGCACGACCUCCCCAAUCCAGACACACUGUCUGCUGAGCUCCAUUGCUGGAGAAUCAAGUGGAAACACAGAGGAAAGGAUAUAGAGCUCCCCACCACGAUUUAUGAAGCGCUGCACCUGCCCGACAUCAAGUUUUUCCCAAACGUGUAUGCCUUGCUUAAAGUUCUUUGCAUCCUCCCCGUCAUGAAGGUGGAGAAUGAAAAAUUUGAAGUUGGCCGAAGGCGCUUGAAGGCCUAUCUAAAGAACACGUUGACUGAGCAGAGGUCAAGCAACUUAGCCUUGCUUAACAUAAACUUUGAUAUCAAGCAUGACUUGGACUUAAUGGUGGACACUUACAUCAAGAUGUAUCCAGAGAAAGCAGAGUUCCAGGAGGAAUUUCCCCCUUCCAACAGUUCAGAAGCAAAAGAAGAGACUUAACAGAAGGGCGGGGGAAUGUCCACCAAACUCUGACCUGUCUUGGAUGUUUCAUUACGCCUUUUUAAAAAUCCAGGGUUCAAAACUGAGAAAGGAGUAACUUAAUCAUUGCAAAGUAUAUUUGCAUUUUAGUUAAGCCCCGGCAAAGAAGCUCGGAGCAGUUGACCAAGCUCAGUUUCUGUUGCUUGUUAAUCUGUUCUGAUUUACCGUUCUGUAAACUUAAAACAAAAAAUGAAAUCCUGUUGGAAGACAGUGUCUAGGGUUGCAGAGACACUACCAUGUUGUUGGCAUGACUGUGUGCUUUCACUCCCUCCUCCCCUCCCCUAUAUAUAAUAGUUUUAUUUUGUUACCUUGGGAAAUCCCAUUCACCAUGGACUUUCUUGGGCUGCCCCACAUUUGUGCCCAAGUUACUGAAGAGACCCCAUUUUAAAAAAUCCCUGAACAAAAUGUUUUGUCUACUAUUAAGGGUUCCUGAUUACUCCCCACCCCCAUCCCCCAUGAUAAUAUUAUAAAUUGUAUGGAUUUAAAUGAACUCUCAGAAUGAUUGAAGUUUGCCCUGGACUGUGCUGUUGUUGGUCUGGGGGUUCUCCGGAGACCUGUGGGACUUCACCAAGCCUGUACAUCGGGAUUAGACGAGGGGGCAAUGAAGUAAACAACCCUCUUCUUGUUUCAGUGAUGCUCACGUGACUCUCCCAAAGGAGUGUGAACACACAGGUGGCUCUCUUGAUCUGUGCCCCCUCUUCACAUUCCGUUGUGUUGGCCCUGCAUGAUGGCCUCUUAUUCUUCAGAUGCUUUUGUGAACUGGAGAGCGUAUUGGAAGCAGAACCGUCUUGUAAAAACGAUAUUCCAUGAGCACUGGAAACGUCUUCUGUCUUCAGCCAGACUUGUACAGGAAUCGUUACUAGCUCACCUCUUGUCUCCAGGGUAUGAAUUUUAGACCUCACCUGGCAGAAGAGCAAACAAGAAGGUGGGAUGUCUUUUGGUUUUAUGUAGAAGCCGUACAGAGAUUUUUUGCUGAUUUUUUUUUUGGCAAAAAUGAAGCAGUUUUGUAUUGCUUAUUUCCAUCCACAAUAAAAUGUGAAUUUGC
Hemicordylus capensis (graceful crag lizard) is the source of this 3578-nucleotide messenger RNA. It is a transcript of the gene THAP12, whose product is annotated as THAP domain containing 12. The coding region runs from base 389 to 2494 and encodes 701 amino acids. Gene Ontology annotation, molecular function: protein dimerization activity. The transcript is spliced from 6 exons. Lineage: Eukaryota; Metazoa; Chordata; Lepidosauria; Squamata; Cordylidae. The record is from RefSeq and is a predicted model, not a curated record.